AUGGAUCUUCAGAAUUUUGACAACAAAUUUAAAUUCACUGUGUACAUAGUUGCAACACUAAUAUUUUACUGCUUUUGUUUUUUCUAGGGCGCCAAUGCCUCAGCUUUGGAGAAAGAGAUUGGUCCGGAACAAUUUCCAGUCAAUGAGCACUAUUUUGGUUUGGUUAAUUUUGGGAAUACAUGCUACUGCAAUUCAGUUCUUCAGGCACUUUAUUUUUGUCGACCAUUUCGAGACAAAGUCUUAGCAUACAAGAGUCAACCAAGAAAAAAAGAGAAUCUCCUUACAUGCUUAGCUGAUCUCUUCCACAGUAUAGCCACCCAGAAGAAAAAAGUUGGAGUAAUACCUCCCAAAAAAUUUAUAACAAGAUUACGAAAAGAAAAUGAGCUUUUUGAUAACUACAUGCAGCAGGAUGCACAUGAGUUCUUAAACUAUCUAUUAAAUACAAUUGCGGAUAUCUUGCAAGAGGAAAGAAAACAAGAGAAACAAAAUGGUCGCCUACCUAAUGGCAACAUCGACAAUGAAAAUAACAGCCCACCAGACCCAACCUGGGUUCAUGAAAUCUUUCAGGGAACAUUAACUAAUGAAACCAGAUGUCUUACGUGUGAAACUAUAAGCAGCAAAGAUGAAGACUUCUUAGACCUUUCAGUUGAUGUGGAGCAGAAUACUUCAAUCACUCAUUGUUUAAGGGGUUUCAGCAAUACAGAAACUCUGUGCAGUGAAUACAAAUAUUACUGUGAAGAGUGUCGCAGUAAGCAAGAAGCACAUAAAAGGAUGAAAGUAAAAAAGCUGCCUAUGAUUCUAGCUCUCCAUUUGAAGAGAUUUAAAUACAUGGAUCAGCUGCAUCGAUACACAAAACUCUCUUAUAGAGUAGUUUUUCCUUUAGAGCUUCGUUUAUUUAACACCUCAGGAGAUGCCACCAAUCCUGACAGAAUGUAUGACCUUGUUGCUGUGGUAGUUCAUUGUGGAAGUGGCCCUAACAGAGGACAUUAUAUUGCGAUAGUGAAGAGUCAUGAUUUUUGGUUGCUUUUUGAUGAUGAUAUUGUUGAGAAAAUUGAUGCACAAGCUAUUGAAGAAUUCUACGGGUUGACAUCAGACAUCUCAAAGAACUCUGAGUCUGGUUACAUCCUCUUCUAUCAGUCUCGGGAUUGAGGGGGAACUGUAGUGAAGAGAGAUUUUUAUGCCUCACAUCUUCUCUAUCUUGGAAUGGAGCAAGCACUGAAAAAAAGGAAAGCAGGGAGCUCCAGGGGCGGUAGCACAGUUUGCACACAACUAAGCCAAGAGUUUGGGAUUCUUAAAACCUUUGUAUCGUUUUCAUUUUAUUUGCUCAGGUAUCAUGCUGACUACACAUCUCCACUGCAUCCCAUAAGCAAAAAGAGAGAUACCAGCCACUCUUGCAGGAGCUUUCCGUUAGGUAAUACUAUCUCUAUGGUCCUAAUUCAAAGCCCAUUAAGGUCACUGGAGAACCUUUCAUGGACUUCAGUGGAAUUUGAAUCAGGUUCUAACUGCACUGCCAGAUUGGUGCAAUAGGAGCAUUAGAAAUCUGUAUUUUAUACAGACUUCGUGUAUAAAAGGUAAAGGACUCUUUGAGAACUUAGUUUCCUGUGCUUAAGUUUAAAAGAAUGAGGUUGGGAGGGUUAACAUGUAAGCAAGAAGAUAUAUCUGGGCCCAACACAAUUGCCUUCUUGAUGGUAGUAGUUUAACUGAAGAUAUAAACUGGUGUCGGGGAGGCAAGUAUGUUUUGCUUCUCUGAAGAAGCUUACGUUAUUUAUAAUGUAUGAUCGGGAACAAUCAGUCAAGAUUAUGGCUUUUAAUCUCCGUAUGGGGAAAGAUUUGGUUUGUAAUAGUUUAUUUUUAUUUAUAAAUUAUUGUAACUUAGGAUCUUGUGUAUUGUCCUUUAUUCUAACAAGUAUUGGAAAUUUUAUAUUUUAAUUUGAAUUAAAACUAAUUAUGUUUAAAUGUUAAAGAAGAGCCAAUAUAAAUUCUAAAAACAAUGCCUACAAUGUCUGUAAAAAAUGAGUAACACAGAAGAGAGGUUUCCUUCUGGAGGAACUGGUAUCUAAGUGAGGUUCUUUAUUUAAUUAAAUUAGAAUAUCCUCUUUCCAUUAAUGAGUGGAAAAAAGUGAUCAAACUAUUACAUAGAAGACUUUAAGAAUGCAUAUCGUAAGAAAAUGAUGGUGCAGUGGUGGUAUAAUGGUCUUUAUAGUUCUUUAAUAAUUUGUUAAUGUUUCAUGCUCUAAGCAAAUUAGAAUGAUUUGGAUCAAAGUAAACCAUUUUCAGAAUAUUAUUCCCUCUCCUAAAAAUGGAUCCAAUUCUGUUCCCAACGGCAUGGGUGACUGUCUUAAAAACCACUCAAGGUCUCAAGUAUAAAUUAUGUCUGAGUAAUAAAAAGAAAUAGGCUUGGAAUUUCAUGAGACUGAAGAUACCACAUUCCUUUAAAAGUAGUAAUACUUAACUCCUGUAGGGUGAAAAUUUCUGAAACUAAGCAGUUUACCUUGCUUUAGGUUUAUGAAACAGCAUUAAGAAUUAAAUCUUGACAAAACACCUGAUCUGUAAGAAAUGUGAACUAUUGUGAUUUGACAUUCUUCCACUUACCAGUACGUUGUUUGACAGUGGCUGAAUGUAAUUUCUGGAAAGUCAUGGGAUGUGCAUUCCAGAUUCUGGCAAUCAGGUCUUGGAUGUCCUUGUCGCUCCCUCUUCAGCUAGUGACUUUUACAUUAUUGCAAUUUUCUAAGGUUAUUUUAUUGAUACUGUUACAACUUUUAAAAAGAAUGUCUCCUGUCUGCUGCUAUAACUAUUUACUUACCUGUAUCUUUUAGCUCAGGAAAUGACUUCACCUAUUCACUCAGUUGAACAAGUCUUUAACAGGGUCACUCAAUAAAUUGGGCUAUUUAGCAACUGUCAUACUGUAACAAAUUCCUUUUGUAAAAUGCAAAGUUUCU
Molecule: messenger RNA, 2939 nt
Organism: Aptenodytes forsteri (emperor penguin)
Lineage: Eukaryota; Metazoa; Chordata; Aves; Sphenisciformes; Spheniscidae
Gene: USP12
Product: ubiquitin specific peptidase 12
Exons: 9
Biological process (GO): protein deubiquitination
Cellular component (GO): cytosol; nucleus
Molecular function (GO): cysteine-type deubiquitinase activity; cysteine-type endopeptidase activity
Source: RefSeq, a predicted model, not a curated record